This is a messenger RNA of Trichomonas vaginalis G3, 1176 nucleotides long. RefSeq lists its product as uncharacterized. Bases 1 to 1176 code for a protein of 391 amino acids. The record is from RefSeq and is a predicted model, not a curated record. NCBI's taxonomy places the organism in Eukaryota, Parabasalia, Trichomonadida, Trichomonadidae. The transcript has a single exon.
AUGGACAAAAUCAGAGGAUACAUCUCAUCCCUUAGUGAACUAUUUCAACAAUUAAUAUUAGAAAGGAAAAAUCCACCUGAUGAUCUGCUAUUAAAUACAAAAACAAAAGGCCAAUAUUUAGCUGCUUCUUUCAAAUAUGCACCAGAGCUAGCAACAAACGAGCAAGUAUUAGAAAUCCUUGGAUUGUAUGCAGCACCAUCAAUUGGUGAGCAUUCAUUGAUAUUUCCAACAACGUCAAAAUUAGUCGAACUAUGUUUAAAGAAUUUAUCAUCAACGACUCUAAUAGAUAUGUGGAAUAAGACAAAUGAUAUAGGAUUAUGUUCAUUCAUCAUUAAUUCAACCGAAAUUCCCCCAGAUUUACUAUUCGGGAAAAUUAUUUCGUGGAUUGAUGAGCCAUCAAAUGACACAACGUUCUAUGCUCAUUUUGUAAACAUCAUCAAGACUCCUACUGCAUGCGUUGUUCCCAAUUCAGCGGUACUCCAAAUUAUUCCUUUUCUAGUUGAUGCAUCUCCAAUCAGAUCAUCGUUAGCGACACUUGUUCUGAAUUCUUUCUCAGCCAUCAACAAAGAAUCAGCUGAUCUUAUUACGUCAAGUUGGCUCCAAACAGAACACAGGUCAAUCCACGCAGCAAUGAACUGCAGGACAAUUCUUUCAAAAGCUCCAUCAGCCUCACUUAACUACGCUGCUACUUUGUGCCUGGAAUUCCCAGUUUUAUUUUGCAUUUUGCCACCUUCGGUAAAAGGCUACAAAUUCUUGGCAAAACUGACUUUACACCGCGUCCAAUCUCUUUACAAAGAGAGUUACAGACAGUUUCUUGAGAUGUGUGAGAGAUCUGUUCGAAAGAUUUCUGAUGAAGUUUACGAACCUCUUUCCCUGCUUGAUUCAGCAAUGACAGGAGAUUGUUUGGACAUAUACAGACUGUUUCAAACAGAUUUGACGCUGGAUUUCAAAGCGGCAACAGCGAUGUUCGCCAGAUACAGCAACUGGAAAGAUGGAAAGGAGAUUCCGAUAGAGUUGAGAAAAGAAAUGCUAAAGGUUCUCAAUUCUCCAACUGAAUCACACUUUGAAACAAAACCAAGAGAGAUUCCAAUUGAAAAUAUUAUUAGUGCUAGCGAAAAAGUGAAUCAAAAAAGCAUCCUAGCUCUAAGAAAUGCUAUAACCAACCCUAUUAUAUAA